This is a messenger RNA of Nanorana parkeri, 1576 nucleotides long. It is a transcript of the gene TOR4A, whose product is annotated as torsin family 4 member A. Gene Ontology annotation, molecular function: ATP hydrolysis activity; ATP binding. The record is from RefSeq and is a predicted model, not a curated record. Gene Ontology annotation, cellular component: nuclear envelope; endoplasmic reticulum lumen. The transcript has 3 exons. Lineage: Eukaryota; Metazoa; Chordata; Amphibia; Anura; Dicroglossidae. Bases 216 to 1475 code for a protein of 419 amino acids.
CAGAUACGGGACAAGUGUAAGACGAACAUCAGUAAUAUGUAUCGCUGUGGAAUAAGCUAACCUGAUCGAGUGCGUGGGGAACAGAUAUGAAGAAUAAGCAACAGCAAUUGAACCUUCACCUCAAAAUCCAAUUCAUCAGCUAAAUCUUGGAUUUUUCCACAGCGGGUACUCAUAGAAAGGACAUCUAGCUCUUCCAUUUUCAAUAAACCGUAAAAAUGGAUAAUAUGGAACCCAUCCCAGAGGCUCCAGCUGCAGCGCACAAAAUCUCAUUGAUCACUCCUAUUCGUGCCGCCAUCCGAAUACGCAGAAAAAUCAGAAUGUUUAAAACCAACCAUCUUCAUUUGGAUCUGUCUGGCAGGAGACCUCUGGACAACACCAAAUCCUGCCUACUUCGUCGGCAGCUGUCUACUGAGCAGUCCGUUUAUAGGGCCUCCAGCUUUGACACCCCUAAUUUUUUUACAUUUGACACACCGACUUUGGAGCAGGUUGCCUUUAGUAAUCUAAAGCGUAAGAAAAAACGUAGGCGGUCCAGGGCAGUGCUUUAUCCUGGAAACUCCAAAAAAUAUUUACCAGUGGAACAGAAGAGCAAAGCGAAACGGUGCCUAAUAUUGUUAGUAGGGAUCAUUUGCUUCCAAAUCUUGAAUGCUAUCGAGAACUUGGAUGACAAUGUGCUAAAAUAUGAACUAGAUGGACUUGAGAAAACAAUGCAUCGGGAAGUUUUUGGGCAAAAGGUUGCCAUUGAUGGAAUAAUGGACCUCCUGAAGGACUACCUGGCAACUCAUUGUCAUAAUAAGCCAUUGGUGAUCUCCAUGAACGGUCCUAGCGGCGUUGGUAAGAGCCACAUGGGACGGAUAUUGGCCAAGCACUUUCGUGCAGUCAUGGACAAUGAUUUUGUUAUGCAAUAUUAUGUCAUGCACAACUGCCCAAAAGAUAGUGACAUUGAGGCUUGCAGGAACAAUUUGUUUGACUUGAUUUCAGACAUGGUUACCCGGGCAGAGAUCGAGGAAAAAAUUCCUGUCUUCAUAUUUGAUGAAUUGGAGCUUAUGCCCCCACCACUUUUGGACACAUUACAAGGUUACUUCUACUUAAACCAAAACAAUGAGUAUCUCAAUGCCAUUUACAUAUUAAUCAGCAACAUUGGAGGAAAUGAGGUGACCAAGUUUAUCCUGCAAAACUCAUCCAGCGACGUUGUGAACUUGCGACAAGAACUGCAAAGCAUCAUCCAAUCUUCUUUGAAACAGCACCACAGAAUUUGGGAUAUUGCUGAAAUUGUCCCUUUAACUUUGUUGGAGAAAAGCCAUAUUGCCCAUUGCUUUUUGGAUGAACUCCUACGGGAAGGGUUUUACCCGGACAAUAACAACAUUGAAAGCUUGACAGGACAGCUAAAAUAUUACACUACAGAGGACAAGCAAUACUCCAUCACUGGGUGCAAACAGGUGGUAGCUAAAGUGAAUCUUCUACAACCGUACACAUGAUUGUUGGUAUUAAACCAUUAUGACUGUUGUCUAGAAUGUUUAUCAUUCAAAUUAAAGGAAGUCUGUGAGUUUAAUAACCCUUUGCCCUAGUGAGGCUGAGU